AUGUCUCAACAUGAUCAAGCUCCCUGGUUUUAUAAUGUUUCUCUGUUGAAUCAACUAGAACAACUGCCUCAUAUUGAUUGUAGUUUCUUGCCUCGUUUGUUGGAGGAUUCAAAUCUUGGUGAUAUUGUUCAUGAAGUUGAAGAAGAAGAAUUUAUAUUUAUAGAAGCAGGGGAGAAUGUUGAAGUUGAAAAUAUGGAAACAGCAAUGGAGUAUGAAGAAGAAGAAGAGGGGGAAGAACAGGAUAUUAUUGAGAUUGCGUAUUUCGAAGACGAAGAAGAAGAAGAGGUGGUGGAAGAUCAAUUUGCUGAUGAUGAGGAACAAGAAGCAUGUGCUAUCUGCUUGCUUGAAUAUAAAGAUAAAUAUGCAAUUGCCACACUUCAAUGUGGCCAUAAAUUUCAUGCUGAAUGCAUCAACAAGUGGUUGCAGAGGAAAGAUACAUGUCCUUUUUGUAGAGCUUCAGUUUAUCCCACAACACAAGUGGUUGCAGAUACGGGUGUGCAUUCGAUUUUUCGGUUUGAUUUUACACUAUUCGGUUUGAAUUUUCGGUUUUUGGUUUUGUAA
Messenger RNA from Solanum tuberosum (potato), 561 nucleotides. RefSeq names its product RING finger protein 44-like. The transcript has a single exon. Gene Ontology annotation, molecular function: ubiquitin protein ligase activity. Lineage: Eukaryota; Viridiplantae; Streptophyta; Magnoliopsida; Solanales; Solanaceae. The record is from RefSeq and is a predicted model, not a curated record. Gene Ontology annotation, cellular component: plant-type vacuole. Bases 1 to 561 code for a protein of 186 amino acids. Gene Ontology annotation, biological process: ubiquitin-dependent protein catabolic process; protein ubiquitination.